UGAGCGAGCGAACGAGUGAGUGAAUGAGCGCCUUCGCCCUAAAUUUACUUUCCAACUAAAGCCCCCCACAAUUUACAGUCGACUCUCUCUCUCUCUCUCUCUCUGCGCCUCUGCCUCUGGCCCUCUGGUGAUGUGAACAUCUCAUAAAACCGCCCAAAUCGGCUGAUUGGAAAGGCUUCUUUAUUCUACUUGGACUUGGAGGACGCUGUUUUUUGCUCAUGGAGUCGCAAUCACAUUUGCUGCGUUUCAUCCACAUUGCCGUCCUGCUUGGCCUCUGCUUGGCCGCCGACCCGUUCGCCAAUUUUGAAUUGGAGCUUUCUUACCUCACCCUUUCCCCUUUGGCCGUCCCUCAACAGGUCAUUGCAGUUAAUGGAAAGUUCCCUGGCCCAACUCUUAAUGUUACUACUAACUACAAUGUCGUGGUAAAUGUGAAAAACAAAUUAGAUGAAGAUCUGCUAAUUACUUGGCCUGGGGUACAAAUGCGUCGUGCUUCUUGGCAAGAUGGAGUUCUGGGCACGAAUUGCCCCAUUCCUCCAAAGUGGAACUGGACCUAUCAGUUUCAGGUUAAGGAUCAGAUUGGUAGCUUCUUCUAUUUCCCGUCUCUCCAUCUUCAGAGAGCAGCUGGUGGCUUUGGUUCUUUUAUUAUCACUAAUAGGGAAAUCAUUCCGCUGCCUUUUAAUACUCCGGAUGGGGAUAUUGUCAUUAUGAUUGGUGAUUGGUACACUCAGAACCAUUCGGCACUGAGAGCAACCCUUGGUGCUGGAGAGGACCUUGGGAUGCCAGACGGAGUUCUCAUUAAUGGGAAGGGACCGUACCAGUAUAAUGCUACGCUGGUCCCUGAUGGCAUUGAUUAUGAAACCAUUAAUGUUGACCCAGGGAAGACUUACAGAAUUCGUGUGCACAAUGUGGGAGUCUCUACUUGUUUGAACUUUCGGAUCCAGAACCAUAAUCUGCUUCUAGCAGAAACGGAGGGUCAUUACACAACCCAACAAAACUAUACUAGUUUAGAUAUCCAUGUUGGGCAAUCUUAUUCUUUUCUUGUUACCAUGGAUCAGAACGCUAGUAGCGAUUACUAUAUAGUGGCAAGUGCUAGGUUUGUGAAUCAGUCUCUUUGGCAAAGAGUUACUGGUGUUGCUAUCUUGCACUACUCAAAUUCUCAAGGAAAAGCAGCUGGUCCUCUACCUGAUCCACCCAAUGAUUUUUAUGAUACAUCCUUUGCAGUGAACCAGGCAUUGUCCAUCAGGCAAAAUGUAUCUGCUAGUGGAGCUCGCCCGAACCCACAAGGUUCAUUUCAUUAUGGAUCGAUCAAUGUGACGGAUGUGUAUAUUUUAAGAAGCAUGCCACCAGUGGUGAUUGAUGGGAAACUCCAAGCCACAUUUAAUGGAAUUUCAUUCGUCAAUCCUGAAACACCAAUUAGGCUGGCCGACCAGUUUAAUGUUAGAGGUGCCUACAAGUUGGAUUUCCCAAGCAGACCAUUGACUGGGCCACCCCGGAGGGAUAGAUCUCUCCUUAAUGCUACAUAUAAAGGUUUCAUUGAAGUCAUAUUGCAAAACAAUGAUACAGUAGUCCAGAGCUUUCACAUGGACGGUUAUUCGUUUUUUGUUGUUGGGAUGGCAUAUGGGGAAUGGACAGAAAACAACAGGAAUUCAUAUAACAAGUGGGAUGCAAUAUCUCGGUGCACAACACAGGUUUUCCCUGGGGGAUGGACUGCAGUUUUAGUUUCUCUGGACAAUGUUGGAGUAUGGAAUCUUAGAGUAGAAAAUCUAGAUAGAUGGUAUCUGGGUCAAGAAACAUACAUGAGGAUUAUAAAUCCUGAAGAAUCUAACAAAACUGAAUUAGCUGCGCCUGAUAAUGUUCUCUACUGCGGUGAUCUUGGCCACAUGCAGAAGCCUCAAAAAACCACAUCUUCAGCAUCAGUUGUCGCAGAGUCAAAGCUGUAUCUCAUGCUGCUUGCUAUAAUAGUUUAUGCUGUCCUCUCAAUUUGAUGCUAAGUUUUCUUGGUAAAUCUUAAAAAGAUCUACCGAUUGUGUGAAGUAGCUGUGCUGUGCUGGGUUACGGUUGUUUGGUUAAUAGUGUGUAGGUUAGCAAAGGGUCUUGUCAGCAAAAUUUUGUGUUUUUAAUCGUCAUGAUAUGUAAUUUGGGAUCCAUCAUUUGUCCAGCAACAAAUAUUUCAGAUCAGUGAUGAUUAACCCAUUUUCAAUAGCAGUUGCUUUA
Diospyros lotus (date-plum) is the source of this 2214-nucleotide messenger RNA. Its product is annotated as monocopper oxidase-like protein SKU5. The record is from RefSeq and is a predicted model, not a curated record. The transcript has 9 exons. NCBI's taxonomy places the organism in Eukaryota, Viridiplantae, Streptophyta, Magnoliopsida, Ericales, Ebenaceae. Bases 219 to 1985 code for a protein of 588 amino acids. Gene Ontology annotation, cellular component: plasma membrane. Gene Ontology annotation, molecular function: copper ion binding; oxidoreductase activity.